Molecule: messenger RNA, 1958 nt
Organism: Aedes aegypti (yellow fever mosquito)
Lineage: Eukaryota; Metazoa; Arthropoda; Insecta; Diptera; Culicidae
Exons: 5
Coding region: 797-1711 (304 amino acids)
Source: RefSeq, a predicted model, not a curated record
CUGCUAUGAAAUGCAGGACAGGUCUUCCUCGAGAAGCGCCGUGCAAAGUGUAUGGACCACAUUUUGUUGCUGAAUUAGGCGACGAUGCACUUUGCAUCCAGGACUCAAUCCACUUGAUCAAUAAACUAAGGCAUAGUUUACUAGAUCCUAAAAAGCAUAUGUACCUUGGAAACUUUACAAUCGCAUCGUCGCUUUUGAAACAGAUGAUGGAUUAUGGAGACAAAUCUGUGCAUAAACUGAAUCCAUCCGAUUUAAAUCCGUUGGACAAAAUGAAAUUUGAUCCAUCAAUAAAAUUAAUAUCUUCCGAGUUGAUUGAACAUCUGGGCGAAGUGGUCCCUGGAAGCAAUGGAACGAUUGCGUAUUUGAAAGUAAUGCGUUUGAUAUAUCAAGCAUUUAUCGAAGAAAACAUCCCACCGAAAACCCGAAUUACAGCGAUUUAGACUGCUUUAUUUUUCAUUCGAGCUUGGCGUUCUAUUAGUUUGAAGAAUACGAAGAACAUCAAACAAUGAACUCAACGCACAUGCACUUAUCCAAUUUGUAAUUUUUUGUCGUGAAAAUCACCAUCCGGAACAAUUUAACGUUCCCAUCCUGUCCAGUCAACCAUGCGAAACAUGUUUCAGGGAAUUGCGUUCGAUGACUACACUAAAUCACACUGCCAUCAAUUUCACUAUUAAGGACGUCGAGCAGAGGAUGCAAAAGGUGCAGAUGAAACUGCUAAUAAUGUAUCGCAGGAAAAAAUUGCUUCAUUUCCCUACUUUGCGAAAACAAGAACAAAAAGCUUCAGAAACAAUAAUUUAUGAUCUACCAACCGACGAUGAAAUUUGUAAAGCUAUUUUGGACGCAUGAUCUACCAACCGACGAUGAAAUUUGUAAAGCUAUUUUGGACGCAGAGAUUGACGCCACAGAACUUCUAAUUUCUGUCGGAUGCAUUAAGGAUGAAAUCGAAUUUUCCAAUAAUAUUGUUAUUCGAAAUUCUCAAACAACACCCGAAUUUCAAUUUGUCAGUGCGCUGGACGAGACAGAAUGGAACGAUGAAAAUGUUGAAGAACCAAUUCGAGACAACAAAGAUUCUAGCCGAUCAGAUGAAGCAAGUUUUGUUGACUGCAAUGGGAAUGAAUCUGAGAAAAUCGAAACAGCAGAAAGCAUAUUUCAACGAGCAGGCGGAGAAUUGAUACUACGGAAUUGUGAGUCGGUAUCCAAAAGCCAUUCGUUUAAAGUGAAAGGGAUUAAUGGGAGAAUCAUCCAUGUUAAAAAGUCCACAAUGCUUUGGCUUUUAUCGUCUGGCCGCUUUAAACGUUCAAAUGAUAGAUUAAGGCGUUUCCAACGGAUCCGAACGCUCAAUGCUCUGCCGAUUACCACCAACCGUAUUAAGGAUGACGUGACCAUUGGAGAUUGGGUGGCAUUGAGCGGUCGCCUGAUUUGCCAUGUUAGCAGUUUUCAAUAUCAGACAGGGAGAUCUAAAGCGUGUUCUCUACAAACCGUUCCUGUCAAAUGCCCUGCUAACGUGAAACGCAGAGGUAUUUUUCUAGUUGGGAAUUUUUAUAACGUAUCAGAACAAGGAGCCCUUAAUUUGUGUAACGAGCGCCACCGCAAAAAGGAUAUGAAGAAUUACAAAACACAUAUUGUGGCUCCUACUAAGAAAGCGAAUCGUUCCAGUUUGGUGUUGCCAAGCAGUACAUUAAAGUUUCUGAAGUCUUUAAAUGUGCUAUAAGCAUGACACUUUCUAUCAUGUUUCUAAUCGUAUCGUUCUUGCAUAUCUCUAAUCAACCUCAGCAUGCUCAUCCGAAUACCUAAUGUAAAUCUGUUACUAUCAGAUUUUGAUUUGUCUUCCAUUUAUAGUUUUAUGAAUAAAAAAUAGUUAAAACGUCGCAGAAGGGCGAAUAUGUAGUAGAUGUAGACCAAAGCAGACGUAGCAAAAUAAAACAAAAAGUCCGAACUAGUAGUUUUUUUUCUAUCCU